This is a messenger RNA of Scomber scombrus (Atlantic mackerel), 3378 nucleotides long. RefSeq names its product nicastrin (gene ncstn). Bases 43 to 2148 code for a protein of 701 amino acids. The transcript is spliced from 17 exons. Gene Ontology annotation, biological process: protein processing; Notch receptor processing. The record is from RefSeq and is a predicted model, not a curated record. Gene Ontology annotation, cellular component: membrane. NCBI's taxonomy places the organism in Eukaryota, Metazoa, Chordata, Actinopteri, Scombriformes, Scombridae.
CACUUCCUGUUGUGUUUUUCUGCUUUUUCUCAAACCAGGAAGAUGGAUUUCCCGUCGAUAAAAUGGACUAUUAAUUUACUAGUUUGUUGUCUUUUUGUGGGUGUUGGCUGUAAUUCAGUGGAUAAGAAGAUUUACGUGCAUCUCAAUUACACCGUCCCGUGUGUCCGACUGCUCAAUGCAUCUCAUCAGAUAGGCUGCCAGUCCUCUAUGUCAGGCGAUGUGGGCGUGCUCCAUGUACUCGAGUCCGAAGAAAACCUGGACUGGGUCCUGAACACUGGUCCCAAUCCUCCUUAUACAGUUAUACUGGAGUCUCAUCUGUUCACCAGAUCCAUCAUGAUGAAGCUGAAGAACGGCGCCAGAAGGGUGUCGGGCGUCGCUGUCGUGGCGCUGAAAGCAAACCCAGCCGGGCCCUUCUCUCCACACACCACCUGUCCCAACGAGAACACAGGCGUGUACACAGAGAAGUACGACCCAGCCAUGGCUCACUGUAACGUGACAAUGUGGAACCCCGAGGGGAACGGCCUGUCCUACGAGGAGUUCGACUUCCCCAUCUUCUCCUUGAAAGACGACAACGACACUCAGGUCAUACGGCAGUGUUACUUUGACCAUAACCGCUUUAACGGCAGCGGUCCGCAGUACCCGCUGUGCGCCAUGCAGCUCUACUCCCACAUGUCCGCCGUCACCGACACGGCCACCUGCAUGAGGAGGAACGACAUCAACUUCAGCAUCAGCCCAGAGAUGGUGUGUGACCCGCUGGGCGACUACAACGUUUGGGCCGCCACCAAACCUCUCAACAACACAGCCAAGGGACACAAGAUGGGGGAGAGUGUGGUCAUAGCAGCGGCAAGGUUGGACAGCAGGUCUUUUUUCUUUGAAAUCGCUCCCGGAGCAGAUAGCGGAGCCUCAGGGUUCAUCACCCUGCUGGCGGCCGCUCACGCUCUGCGUAACGCCACCCAGAAUGCCCAGCCCAACCGCACCAUCCUCUACACCUUCUUCCAAGGGGAAACCUUUGACUACAUCGGCAGCUCGAGGAUGGUUUAUGAUAUGGACAACAAACAUUUUGCUGUGGAUCUGGACAACGUUCACUCAGUACUGGAGAUCGGACAGGUGGGGCUCCGUGCCGACUCCAAACUGUGGCUCCACUCUGAUCCCGUGUCGAGGAGGAACAGCAGCGUCAAUGAAGAGGUGAGGAAGCUCAUCGACAACCUGCAAUCGUCCGCCACAGGUUUAGACUUCACCGUUCAGGAGCCCAACGCCUCUCAGCCGCUCCCGCCCUCGUCCUUCCAGCGUUUCCUGCGAGCUCGGCCGAUCCCCGGUGUCGUUAUCGAGGAUCACCAGUCGUCUUUCAGCAAUAGGUUCUAUGAGAGCAUGUAUGAUAACGCAGAAUACCUGAAAGUAACUUAUCCACCAAAUAUGACGCCAGAGGAGCAGCUGGAGUUUGUCACCGACACAGCAAAGGCUCUGACCGAGGUCGCCACCAUGGUCGCUCGAGCUCUGUACAAGCAGGCGGGAGGAGCGGAGGAGCAGCUGCCCAACAUUAACGCAGACCCCCAAAUAGUGACCCAGAUGCUGUACGGUUUCCUCGUUCGUUCAAAUAACUCCUGGUUCCAGCAAUUGAUUCCCUCAGACUUCAUAAGUCAUCUGAAGGACAGCCCGACAAACUUCUACAUCGGCGUUCAUCAGCAGUCCAGCGAACCAACGCUUCUGGUCCAACACCUGCUAGCUAAUCUGACCGGCAGCACGAUGAACAUCACCCAGGAAAACUGCCAGAACCAGAGAGAGGACGAGAAUGACAAAGAGAGCAAACAUUUGUACUCCUACAUGUGGGUCCAAGGCGCCGCUCCCACCAACAGCACGAAGAGGGAGGGCUACUGCGUUCGCUCCACCGUCCGCCUCUCCAAAGCUCUGUCCCCGGCCUUCGACCCGCUGCGAGAUUUCACCUCCAAAGACUACUCGACGUGGACAGAGUCCAGGUGGAAGACCAUCAAAGGACGCAUUUUCCUGGUGGCCAGCCACGAACUGGAGAUGCUGACAUUGGGCGUGGGUUUCGGCGUGUUGCUAACAUCUCUGCUGCUGACGUACUUCGUCAGCUCGAAGGCCGACAUACUCUUCAGCUCGGGCAGGGAGCCCACCAACGCCACGUACUGAUCCAGACGCACCCUCAGAGGAGACGCAGGCCCACGACCACUACUACUUCUAUUACUACUACUACUACUUCUAUCCCAAGCAGACAUGGACCAGGUUUUUUUUUUUUUCUUUUUUCUUUUUUCUUUUUUUUUUAAACACACACAUCACAAGUAGGUACACAGACAGGUUAGUCAACGAAGCAAAAAAAAAGAAGCAGAAGGGCGUUAUUUUAAUUUUAUUUUUUUUAGACGACAACUCCAUGUUUAUGGACUCACUCAGGUGAGGCAUGACAUGACUGGACCGGACUGGAUUGGCCUGGAUGGAUCUGGACUCAUCAGGGUCAGAAAACACUGGUCAGGCACCAGCGGGCCCUGAGAGUGGAAAAGAUGUUUAUAUUUCUUUGGUUUUAGUGGGUUUUUUUGUUUGUUUUUUUGUUGUUGUUUUUUUUUUCUUUUUAUUGUCAGAGAAUGUUUUGUUUACUGUGUCGGGGGAUAGGCACUAAAACAUUGACCAUUAUUAUUUUGACUGCGUGAAUGUGAACGUGUGCAAAUGUCAAACGAGUGAGUGAGCGAACGAUUGUGUGAUUAAAGUAUGUACGAACAAUUAUGAGUGUGUGUGUGUGUGUGAACUUUGUAUGAGGAUUGCAAUGGUAUGUGCAAUACUGUAGCUGUCUUCUCUGUCGUAGUUAAUUUAUCAAUCAGUUCUAAUGAUAAGAAACCACUUUCUGAGUCAAUGAACAAGUAGUCAAAUUUUAAAUUAAGCAAAAUCUGGUAAUGUAUGAAGAAGAAGAAGCAUUAAGUUGUAGCUCCUGAGAAGGUAAAAUCUAGAAAAUUAUCAAAAAUACAUACAUUGUUCAGUCCCAGCACACGUUAUAACUACACACGUAUGUAGUUUUAGACACAUUUCAGUGUCAGAGUCGGCUGUGGCUGAAAGACUUCAUUUCAUAUCGAUCAGCUGCCAAAAAUCUUCAAAAUCCAGUCGGAAAAUCUUUUGUUUUUCUGUUUUAGAGUAAAAAAAGAAACUGGAGUUUUGACACUGACAAUGCGCUGGUACUCUGGCUGUGCACUCUUUUUUUUUUCUCAAGUUCGUACCUUUUCACGAGGUUUCUUUGAAUGACGUUGUCUGAAAGUUGAUGCAACACGCGAGAGCGGGUUUUAAUUAUGAUGGAUGUUCAUUUGAUGGCUGGAAUCAAUGACCAAUUGUGAUGCCUUUGAUGAAGAAAUAAACAUUGCUUUUCCAGUUUUUCUUUCA